CAUCGAUGUAUUGCAGAUUGUCACGUCACAAUUGUCGAUUUUAAACUUCAUCAAACAUAUUUCUACUAAGCGUUGUAAAUUAAAUAUAUUGAUUUUAAAAUAUCUAUAUAGUGAACGACAUAAACAAAAUGGUUCACACUAAUUUAGAAGGAUCUCUGUUUGAGCCGACGCUAUACAUUGUCAAAGGUAUGUGCAUACUUGACAAUGAGGGCAACAGAAUCCUUGCCAAGUACUAUGAUAAAGACAUUCUACCGACACCCAAAGAGCAGAAGGCAUUCGAAAAGAACUUGUUCAACAAAACCCAUAGGGCCAAUGCUGAAAUCAUUAUGUUGGACGGCUUAACUUGUGUAUACAAGAGUAAUGUGGACCUAUUCUUCUAUGCCAUGGGCAGUUCACAUGAGAAUGAGUUAUUGCUCCAAUCAGUUCUAAACUCCCUUUAUGAGUCAGUCAGUAUACUUCUCCGUCGGAAUGUUGAGAAAAGAGUUCUUAUGGACAAUCUGGAUUCCGUGAUGCUCGCUUUCGAUGAGAUCUGUGAUGGCGGGGUGAUUCUUGACUCAGAUCCAGGUUCUAUAGUUGGCAGAGCUGCCUUGAGAGGUGAAGAUGUACCGCUCGGAGAGCAGACCGUUGUUCAGGUUCUAUACAACUUAGUGAAUAACUAUUAGUAGUGCAAGGAAAGGCGUUCAUUAAAAUUGAAUUAAUCGUUCGAAAACCAUUGAGAAUUAAUUUUUUAUUUGACGGAAAAUUGUUUUUUUUUUUAUUUUGGGACCAAAAAAAUAUUCUAGAUGGUUUUCCAAUUAUUAGCGAUUUUUAGAUACUUUUUUUUGUUGUCCGCUUAUUUGUCAUCAGUUGCUGUAAUAUAUAGUACACUAAUUUA
Molecule: messenger RNA, 874 nt
Organism: Danaus plexippus (monarch butterfly)
Lineage: Eukaryota; Metazoa; Arthropoda; Insecta; Lepidoptera; Nymphalidae
Gene: zetaCOP
Product: coatomer subunit zeta-1
Exons: 6
Coding region: 129-662 (177 amino acids)
Biological process (GO): intracellular protein transport; retrograde vesicle-mediated transport, Golgi to endoplasmic reticulum; intra-Golgi vesicle-mediated transport
Cellular component (GO): COPI vesicle coat
Source: RefSeq, a predicted model, not a curated record